GAACUGGAAGAGCAAAGUAAGAGCAGACGAAAGAGAUGGCCCGAAACGGUUCUGCAAACGAUAGCAUUCUUCACAGAAGAAAGGAAGACGUCGUUCGUUGUCUCUGCAAAUACCUCCACUUGGAUCCCAAACGUUCUCCAAGCGAAAUCAUCGGGGGAAAUGACCUUAAGGAGUUGUUUUCAAACAUUUUGAAGGUUUCAGGAAAUAGUGUUGAUCUUGGAAACAAGGAGGUGAUGAAGUGGCUGGAGUUUGCAGAGAGUUUCCCUACUGAUGCUGAAGCCUGCAAUGAGGUUCUCAAAGGAUUGAAUGAAGAAUUGAUCCAAAGAUCUGUUCUCCUGGGAAAUGGACUGAAACCUACUGAAGUUGACAUUUUUGUGUUUUCGGUGCUGUAUUCCUUUGUGAGUGGCCUUUCAAUCUCAGAGAGACUGAAGUUUCCACAUGUGAUAAGAUGGAUGGACUACAUUCAGUGCAAGGAGGAUCUCUUGGAAUUAUUUGAGAAGAAGAUCUCAGUGGAGAGAACAGCAUUUGAGCCUCCAUGCCCGCAAAGUAUAGAAAAGGUGGAAGCAAGUACAAGUACCGGAAAGAAUGAACAAAACUCAAAGAAUGUUGAAAAGACAGAAGCAGACCUGAAGCCAAAGAAAAGUGUUGCUGAGAAAAAAGCUGCUGAAGAAGUUAAAACUACCGAGAGAAAGAAUAAGUUACCAGAAAAAGUAGCAGUUGAGAAGGAUAUGAAAGCAGUUGAGAAUGAUAUAGAAGUUCCCGUUAGUUUACUUAAUGUACAGGUUGGCCUCAUUAUCAAGGCAUGGAAGCAUCCAUCUGCGGACAGUUUACUAGUUGAGGAGAUAGACUUGGGAGAUGGUAACAAGCGGCAGGUGGUCAGUGGUCUUGCAAAGUAUUGCAGUCCAGAUGAGUUAAUAAAUCGUCAUGUGGUGCUAAUUACAAAUGUUAAGCCCGGAAAGCUGCGAGACGUAAUGUCUGCUGGACUGGUGCUGUGUGCUUCUAAUCAGGAUCAUACGGUUGUGGAGCCGUUGCUUCCUCCAGAAGGGGCUAAAUGUGGGGAACGCAUUUCAUUUUCAGGGCAUGAUGGAAAGCCAGAGGAUGUUCUAAAUCCCAAAAAGAAACAAUUGGAGAAGAUUACACCGCAUUUUUACACAGAUGACAAGGGCGUGGCUACUUUCAAGGGAAUACCAUUUAUGACUUCUACAGGUCCAUGCACAUCUUCCAUUCCCAAUGCAGGUAUCAAGUGAGCUUAUGGAGGUGUUAAACAGGCUUAAGUUUUGAAGUCUACUAUGUCCCAUCAUGCUGCAAAUCUCGUGGCACGUGGGAUGCAAAUGUAAAAUGCUUCGAGGUUAGAGACCCCUGGCCUUGUGUUCACUUACAAGGGUAUUCUUCCUUUUCUGAUGGAAGUAGAAUGAUAUGUGGACUGUUCUCUGCUUGUUAAUUGAUUGAAGAGGACAUAUCAGAGCAGGUUUUUUUU
This is a messenger RNA of Telopea speciosissima, 1477 nucleotides long. Its product is annotated as aminoacyl tRNA synthase complex-interacting multifunctional protein 1. Gene Ontology annotation, molecular function: tRNA binding. The record is from RefSeq and is a predicted model, not a curated record. Lineage: Eukaryota; Viridiplantae; Streptophyta; Magnoliopsida; Proteales; Proteaceae. The coding region runs from base 36 to 1247 and encodes 403 amino acids. The transcript has 13 exons.